Molecule: messenger RNA, 1898 nt
Organism: Mycena citricolor
Lineage: Eukaryota; Fungi; Basidiomycota; Agaricomycetes; Agaricales; Mycenaceae
Source: the annotation of a GenBank genome assembly
AUGUUCUCAAUCUCACCCACCAUCAUGUUGCUCGUCAGUUCACCCACGAACCCGGUCUUCGCCAGUGUGACUAAUGAACUUCGAAGGCUUUCGAGCGCCUGCCAGAGCGCACUGUCACAAGUAGCUGCCAACCCUGACGCCAAUGCUUGUCUCAGUGUCUCUUCCCUUUUCGCUACAGUGCUUUCGCCCAAUGCCAGCAUCAUUACUCCUGUGGAUAAUCUCCUCAAGUCUCUGUGCGCAGCAGCACCGUGCAGUAAUGCCACCCUAUCCGCCGUUGUGGCCAAUGUCACUAACGGGUGCAGCGCUGAACUGUCUAUGGCCCCUAGCAGUAGCACCUCUUCAGCGACUUUGACGGCCUUGGUCGAGCAGUAUUAUCCCACUGUCAGGCAGAUGGUAUGCCUGUCCGAUUCUGGCACGAACUGUAUCACCCAGACGCUCUCGAGCUUGCAAACUUCAUUGGGCACUCUUAGUCUGAACAGCAUCGGAACUGUCAUUUCCAACGCAUUCAAGUCGAACCUCCGUCUUCCCAGCAACGUCACCUGCACGGACUGCGUCAAGGAGGCGUACAACGUGCUCAACCAAGACUUUCCCAGCACUGGGUCCGCGCUGUCAACUAGCUUGCAAAAUCAAUGCGGCUCUUCUUUUACAAAUGGCUCGGCCCCGUCGAAUGUGGUUGAAACUGCUACCAAGCCAUCGACAAGUGCGAAUCCUAGCAAUUCUGCCCUGGUUCAGCUUGGAGCGUCGAGUGCUUUGGGUGCAUUUGCUCUAGUCAUCGGCGCAUCGCUCCUAAUUUAGAUGUCUUUUGUAACUUGAUCGUCGCAAUGCACGGCCCUGAUUUGGAUCGUUGGCACGUCCAAUACACUUGGUAGUCGGGUUGGCACAGGCGUCCCUUUCACUUUCUUCCUUCCACCUCAACAGGCUUUGAGUUCUCCUUUUCUUUCUCGCAUCGUUCCCUUUUGUUUUUUCAUUAUGAAAGUUUCAACCUUUCUUACCUUUGUCACGGGAGCUGCCGUGGUUUCUGCUCAAUCCCUCAGCACUGGGUGCUCCGAGACCUUGAAGGGAAUCAUCUCUUCGCCAGAUGCCGCAUGUCUCAACCCGUCAGCGCUGCUGUCCUUCUUUGUUGGCAACGCGCAAUCCGUCCCGGACACGGUCAACAACUGGCUUGGAGGGCUCUGUGCUGUCGGCACCUGCAGUAACGCAUCCCUUGCUUCUGUAGCAGCCACCGUUACCUCGGGAUGCGCCAGUGAUCUGAGCGCAUUCAAUGUCAGCGUCGGAGCUGGGCUGCAACAGACCAUCACCCAGAUCGUGCAGCAAGUGUAUCCGACCGCGCGUUCUAUCAUGUGCCUGAAAGACAAUGCAUCCAGCAAAUUUUGCGCCACCGAGAUGCUCAGCAGCAUCGAGACCCUUACAGGAAAACUAAUCUUGUCGCCAGCGCGGCCAAUUUGGCCUGCACCAACUGCACCAAGGCUGCAUUCAGCCUCGCAGCUCCAUUGACGGCACAGUUCCCCCAGGCCUCCUCCGCCAUCGACACGUUGUGCGGCGCAGGCUUUGCUGAGUCGGCUUCUUCUCUCGCUGAUGACGGGGUCAGUCAAACUGCUGUGAACGAGCAAUUCGCUCUGGCGCCGAUCAAAUCUAGCGGUGCUUCGUCUCUCCAGCCCGUGGCGACCAUCGUCCUUGCCCUGCUCUCCAUGUGGGCUCUGUUGUAACGGAUAUCGCAUUGUAUCGAAAGACAUUGUGCUUGGUGACCUGGUCUUCCCGCCGUUCUCAGCGAAGCGGUAGCUAGAAAACUUACAGGAUACGUUGUACAAUAGUGACACUGGGUAAACGACAGGUCGAGUGUAGAUGCUAUGUUGAUGGUAUGUAGAUGCUUGUAUGACGAAAACUGACUAGAAAGCGAC